AUGAUGGAGAAGGGUGGAGAUAUGGCUGGUCCUUCCGCCAACAAUUCCAGCGACUUUGUCCGAAAAUUAUACAAAAUGCUCGAAGACCCAACAUACGAAAGCAUAGUACGGUGGGGUGAAGCAGGAGAGAGUUUUGUGGUUCUCGAAAACGAGAAAUUUACCAAACAAAUCCUACCGAAGCACUUCAAACACAGCAACUUUGCUAGUUUUGUUAGACAGCUGAACAAAUAUGAUUUCCACAAGGUCCGACAGAAUAACGAGGAUAAUACACAAUCUCCUUAUGGGCAAAAUGCUUGGGAAUUCAAACAUCCCGAAUUUCAAGCGAACAAAAAGGAUUCACUAGAUAAUAUCAGACGAAAGGCACCGGCUCCGAGGAAGGUUGCUCAGAGUAAUGAAGAGACGUAUCCGGCUCAUGCCCAACAGCAAAUGGAUCUCCUUGGUAAUCAACUCGCCGCCACUCAACAACAGUUACAGGGACUCUCUCGGAGUUAUCAGGAUUUAGCACAGCUUAACGUAAUGCUGUUACAACAAGUUGUCGAUGCUCAAAAGUUCAUCAAAAACCAUGAAGGAGUUAUGCAUGGUCUCGUUGGACAUCUAUUUGGCCAGGAUGCGCAACGAAGGAAUGGCCGGGCUCCAGGACUUUCAAAUGGUGCUGGACCCAACAUGCUCGGUCGACCUACAGAAGAUGGUCAUCCGUCAACUCCAUUGCUUCAAGCUCGAAGCCUUCUUGGGCAACUAUCGGCCGAGAAUUUCCCCAGCAAAGAGUUGGAACAGAUGAGUCACGAUUAUCAUUUACGACAAGAUUACUCAACUCCCCCAAAUGAUCCAGGAGGACUUGUCUCGAUGCCUCCAAUUUCAGAAUCAGUGAACGCCCCGACAACGGGCUAUUCUAUGGACAAAUCUGAACUGGAUAAUCUGGUCUAUCCUGUUGGUGCUAUCGUCGGUAUUGAUCCAAUCGAUCAACAGCAUGUCAAUAACAUUCCAUACGCGCUCCCCCCUCAAGGAUUGAUGCCACGGGACAGUAUGCCCCCCGCUGAGCUGAUGCCCCAACCUCCUCGUGCGCCCGGUCCGCGUAAGAAGGGCAUGGUUUCGAUUUGGGGUGAACGGAAGCCCAGGAUUUUACUGGUAGAGGAUGAUCAGGUAUGCGCACGAAUUGGAACUAAAUUCUUGGAAUCAUUCGAAUGUGGAGUUGAUAUAGCACGUGAUGGCCUCGAGGCAGUAAGCAAAAUCAACCUUGGUGCAGAGAAUCAUUUCGAUCUCAUUUUAAUGGAUAUCAUUAUGCCGCAUCUUGAUGGAGUGUCUGCGACUGUAUGCAUACGAGAAAUACGUGCAAAUAUUCCCAUCAUUGCAAUGACGUCCAAUAUUCGAACUGAUGACAUUGAAAUGUACUUCCGUUACGGUAUGAAUGAUGUUUUACCGAAACCUUUCACGAAAGAGGGUAUGAUGAAAGCACUUGAGAAACAUUUGGCUCAUUUCAGAAAGGAUGCGCCUCCGAUCGGUUUCUCAAGCCCCGGGCCAAUGUCACAUCCGGGUGGAUUUGUUACCCCAACUCAGUCGCAGUCUCACCCUCCAUUGGGUCUAAACAUGGGCCAAUUAACUGCCACCCAGUCCAUAGUAGAUGAUGCAGCUUCUGGAAAGUCACCUCAAACUGCUACAUCUUGGCAGUCGCCAAUUCAAUUACCAGGGGGGUCUCCAGUUGUAACCUCGGCCCCAGGUAGCUAUAUGCAGCCUACUAAUGGCAUGAGAGACCCAUCAUAUUCUGUGACUCCAACCCACCCUCAUUCUCAAUCUGGCUUCGCUGCGCCUCUAUCCGGUCUAGGUAAUCAGAGACCUCCACAUAGGAGAGGCAUAUCCGACAUAAGUGGUGCCAGUACACCGGAUGGCAAUUCUGAUCAAAAACGCCAGAGAAUGUAUGCCCCGCCUGGAAACUACCAGCAAGGCUGA
Molecule: messenger RNA, 1944 nt
Organism: Botrytis byssoidea
Lineage: Eukaryota; Fungi; Ascomycota; Leotiomycetes; Helotiales; Sclerotiniaceae
Exons: 7
Coding region: 1-1944 (647 amino acids)
Biological process (GO): phosphorelay signal transduction system; regulation of DNA-templated transcription
Molecular function (GO): phosphorelay response regulator activity; DNA-binding transcription factor activity; sequence-specific DNA binding
Source: RefSeq, a predicted model, not a curated record